CAAAUUCACUGCACUCUUUUGAUUAUGAGUUACUGAAAGCUCGUAUUUAGUGCGAUCUUCUAGCACUCAGGUGCAUGGCAUUUGUGCCUCCAAGUUGGGCAUCGCAACCAUCAAGAACUGCUAGUCUAAAAGUGAAAUCACAGAGCGGUGAAUUGAUAGAAAGCUUUCCUAUCGACACCAAAGCGUUUUACCUGUUUGGGCGCAUUCCUGAGACCUCUGACAUCACUCUGAGUGACAGCUCUUGCUCGCGUUCACACGCCGCUCUGGUGCAUCACGAGGACGGACGGCUGUUCCUCAUUGAUCUACAAUCGUCGCAAGGCACACACUUGGACGGGCGCAGAAUUCCACCAAACAAGCCAACACAGAUCUCCAACGCAAGCGUCUUGACCUUUGGGAACCUAACUCAGCAGUACGUGGUUGAGUGUGAGACAGCCGGAACAAAGCGGAAAAAGCCAGAUAACGAGAACAUGGACAAGGGCACAGUUAGAGCAUCGCAUCUCCUGGUCAAGCACAGGGAUUCGCGGCGGCCGUCAUCGUGGAAGGAGCCGACGGUGACGCGCAGCAAGGAGGAGGCGCUGGACAAGAUCCGCGGCUUUCAGCAGCAGCUGGCAGACGGCAGCGCCGAUUUUGCGACGCUGGCGACUGCCGAGUCGCACUGCAGCAGCGCCCGCCGCGGCGGCGACCUGGGAGAGUUCGGCCCUGGGCAGAUGCAGAAGCCCUUUGAGGACGCCACUUACGCCCUCAAGGUCGGGGAACUGAGCCAGCCGGUGUUCACAGACUCUGGAGUGCACCUCAUCCUGCGGACUGCUUGAUAGCAACACAAUGCACAGCCGGGAAUGACCAAGCAGUCAUUGCUGUGUGGUGCGUAAAGGGUGAUCAAGGGUCACGACAUUGCAGACUUUGGUGCAGAUCUGCAGAGUUGCGCAGAAUCAACGUAUUGACCCGCAGUGCCCCUUGGGCUUGGGCUGUGCUUCUUGGCCUGUUGAGUGAGCCUGUCGGGAGUCUAUGGGACAAAGUUCUGCAAUUUUGACGAAAUGUGAGGUAAAUUGAUCCUCAAAUUGGUUUUCUACAUCUGCUGCAUGGCAAGCAAGAUCUAUAGAUUUACGCUGUCUUGGACCUGCUCCUCGAUCAAGGCUGGCCUUGGAGAGCUCGAGAAGAUCUUCUUGAAUG
Coccomyxa subellipsoidea C-169 is the source of this 1170-nucleotide messenger RNA. RefSeq names its product parvulin-type peptidyl-prolyl cis-trans isomerase. The transcript has 7 exons. Gene Ontology annotation, cellular component: nucleus; cytosol. Gene Ontology annotation, molecular function: peptidyl-prolyl cis-trans isomerase activity; protein binding. The record is from RefSeq and is a predicted model, not a curated record. NCBI's taxonomy places the organism in Eukaryota, Viridiplantae, Chlorophyta, Trebouxiophyceae, Coccomyxaceae. The coding region runs from base 75 to 812 and encodes 245 amino acids.